ACAGUGCUGAAAUCUUAACACUAAUCUGCAUAGCUUGUAGCUUCGUUCAGUAUAAUUUAAAAGUUAACUUUAUGUUUAUUUGUAGAGCUUUUUAUAUCAUAAAGUACUAGUGUGAAUGUUAUGUUUAUAAUUUAGAAAUCUUUUUUAUAUUGGAACAAAAUUUGUAAUUGUAAUUAUAAGUUAAAAGUUGUGUUUUAAUAAUAUUGUUUACAGUGAAAUAAGUUUUAACAUCCAUUUCUUCUGCUUAUCCAUCCUUUAAUCAGGUGAAAAAAUUGUCCACAAGAUGAUGUCAGUAGUGACUGUGGAGAAACCGAUCUCCAAAGUGGCGUUGCCGGACUGGCACGGUAAGGUGGCGGAGCUGCGCCAGACCUGCGAUUCUCGACGUGCUGAUGCCUUCAGCCUGCGUAAUGAAGCCCGACAGCUGCGUAAUGAGACAAACUGCAGAACACAGUGGGACACUUACCACAACAACGUAAGACUCUCUGACAGAAUCACCGAAGUGUCAAGAUGGCGGGAAUUGAUGAACAACUGUCUUGAGGCUGUGGAGAAGGAGAUUGCAGACUUAACGACUGAGAAGGAAAUAACAGAAUCGGAAAUCGAGAAUCUCAAUCUAAACUUCACGUUGGCAAAUGAGUGUCUCAGCAUGAGAGAUCAGCGGGGAGGCGCAGAUUUGUGUAGAGAUGAGGCGGAGACUGAGCUGAAACAUGAGUUGAGCACACUGGAGUCGUUGAAGAAGAUGCUGACAGACAAGGCACAAGCAGCAUGGGAGCAGAUGAAUAGACUGGAGGAGGUCCGAUUCCAGCUUAAGCAGGACUUGCAGGAUAAAGACGAGACAUUAGAAAUCUGUAGGAACAACCUUGGCAUGGACAAGAAUUGUGCAAACACCAGCUUCAAGCCUGACCCUCUUCGACUGCCUAAGAAGUUGAUUUCGUAUGAGUCAUGGGUGGAACACUGCAAGUACCUCAAGCUGCGUGCAGACAAUGAACUCGCAGCUGCACAGAAGCUGAGGGAGACAAUGUACGUGCCACGGGAACGUGCCAGGAACGAUCUCAAGGCGCAGAAUGAUGCAACCAACUUUGCCCUGCGUAAGAGAAUCUAUGAGACACAACGGAUCAAGAAUGAACUCGACUGGCAGAGAUUUAAUAUGAUCCCUGACAUGGACCGUCUCAUGAAGGAAAUCACUAACCUGGAAGCAGCACUGUUGGAGAAGACAAAUGCCCUGAAACUGGCUGAAACUAGAUGUGAAAACCGACUGUACCGGCCCGGCGCAGAGCUCUGCAGAGACGAACCAAUGCUGGGACUGGCUGAUGAGGUGUUACAGCUGCGCCGGACUAUGCGUGACCUUCAGGACAAACUUGACUCAGCAAAAGCUACUUACAACGGGUUGGAGGACCAGCUGAUGGUGAUUGACCGAGAACUCUACAACAAGAAUCAGGCUCUAACUACGGAUCUGCGCUGUCUGGACUUGCGUUCCCGCCUUAACACCGGAACUCGUGCCGACCCGGCCACACAGACUGAUCGAAAUAUUGUCCUCACACGCAUGCAGGACGAGAUACCUCCGGAGUAGCUUUCCACACAACAAUAAAUCGUGCUUAGUGUGGAGAAUGUAGCUUUUCUAGUCUGAAAUUUGUAGUCAUUUGUGUCGUCAUCUUUUGAGAAGUUUGAAAUUUGAAUAUGUGUGUUUUUGUAAUUUUAUACACAAUGUUCAGUAAAUUUAUAAAUUGACAGCAAAUA
Molecule: messenger RNA, 1734 nt
Organism: Homalodisca vitripennis (glassy-winged sharpshooter)
Lineage: Eukaryota; Metazoa; Arthropoda; Insecta; Hemiptera; Cicadellidae
Product: tektin-2
Exons: 7
Coding region: 284-1567 (427 amino acids)
Biological process (GO): cilium movement involved in cell motility; cilium assembly
Cellular component (GO): microtubule cytoskeleton; nucleus
Source: RefSeq, a predicted model, not a curated record